CCACACCUCGCUCAGUUUAGCUCUGUUAACGAUACGCUCGCGUCAUAUUGGAUCCUAAAUAACUUGUGUAUUAAAGAAAUAAAACUCUUUAUUUUGGGACGAUAAUUUCUCGUUUGGAUAAUAGAACGUAAAAAUUUUAUUUUUUGUUUCCAUGUUGUAGUUUUUAAAUUACUUGCUACCAUUACUACGAUUAAAUUGAGAGAGUUAGUACUUAAACCAAAAAAGGCAUAUAGUAUUAUUAUUUUAAAAUGCGUAAACAUUUUCUUUAUUUGUAAUUCAAAUAGGACCAUUUAUAUUAGGUUGCUAUUGUAUUCAAUUCCUAAUUAUUGUUUAAUUACAUUGUUUACUGUUUAUCUGAGUAAGUGUUUACGAAGUUAAGUAUGGCCGCUCUACCCACUCUGAAAGGACCGCAGUCACACUAUCUCUGCGUCACUUUCAGCAGUGUAAACGAUACGCAUCAUGUUGAUAACGAUACGAUAAAACCUAUCUUAUCACUUCACUUCGAUUGAAAGUCUAACACAGAUGUGCAAUUGGAGGACAUUUUUAAAAUGCGCGCGCUAUCAUUUUUGACGUUUUAUUUUUUAAUUUUCAACGCGAGUGGCCAGGACGAGGAACUCUUACAGUUAAUAAAGCUGUGUUCUCAUUGUACGUGUAGUGAAAUACCUGAUGUGGAUGGGACACAUUUGGUGCUGAAUAUAUUGUGUUCUGAAUUGGAUAGGGUCGAGGACCUCGCUGAUUUGGAUAAAAUACAAUGGCCAGAUAACCCAAAUGGAUUGAAAAUAUCUGCCACAUUUGAAGGUCUCGGCCUGACCACACUUGGAAAAUUGCCACCUAACCCUCUUGUGGAGACUCUUCGUUUCAGCAACAAUGCGAUUAAAACCUACUGGCCAGACCCCUUCAGUGACCUUCCCAACUUAAAGAUACUGUCUUUCUCCCAAAAUGACCUGGCAGAAUUAACGCCGGAUCUAUUCACGAACGUAGAAAAUCUAGAAGACCUAGAUUUAUCGUACAACAAGUUAAUCAGCGUUAACUAUUUGGAUUUCAAAUAUCUUCGACAGAUCAAAAAAUUAAACCUACAAAACAAUUUGCUAAAAAAGUUUCCGCUAGAGGCGCUGCAGUCGAUGAGUGUUUUGGAAGAUUUGGAUUUAGGGAAAAACAGCAUAUUUGAUGUCUUGUUGAGACGGUCUAAGAGCGACGCAUUGAAAGGCGUUAAAAGAUUGAGCCUGAAUGGGAAUAGAAUACGAUCAAUUGUCAAAGACUCGUUUCCGGAUGAUAACAGUAUAGAAUUCCUCGAUCUAUCGAACAAUAUAAUCGAAGUAGUAGAAACCGAAGCUUUCCUAACCUGCACCAAUUUAAGAGAAUUGAACCUUGGGCAGAACAACAUAACGUUCCCAUUCGCGAUUCCGCCAACGCUACAGAUCGCCAUAUUGAAAAUCAAUACAUUGUACCAUUGGCCAAUAUUCCCCAGUGGUAUCACGUAUAUUGAUUUAUCAUACAACCGCUUAUCAUCUCUCUAUGAUGAAAACAACGUGGAAUUCGAUAAUUUGGAGGUUCUCAAUAUCGGCGGAAAUCAAAUCAAAGAUUUUGACUUACAGAAGAAAUUACCAAAGCUAUUCAGUUUGGAUUUGUCCUACAAUACGAUAGUCGAAGUGCCAAAGUGUGUUAAUAGUCAAAUUUUCCCUAAUUUAGAGGAGUUACGAUUAGAUGGCAACCCAAUCGAGAGCAUUUAUUUUAAAAAUAUCAUCGCUUUAAAAAAUCUGUUUAUGAAUGAUAUGCAUAAAUUAUCUGUGGUGGAGGAUAAAGCAUUUAGCAACGUGAUUGGGCGAGCAGGAGAUGAAAUAGCAUACGAGAAGAUAUGUUUCUCUCUCUAUCUGUCGAAUUGUGCCUCUCUUCGUGAAAUACAGGAAGGGGCGUUUGAUGGGACGACCUUAUGUAUGUUGGACAUAAGCAAGAACAAUUUGACCUCGCUCUCGAAGACCCUCCUUGACUGGCGGUCACUGAGUGAGGGCGCUAACUUACAGUUCAACCCGUGGCACUGCUCCUGUGACCUGCAGUGGGUUUUGGACGACCUGCUGCCACAGAUGUACAAAACUAACUCACUUCUGUUGAGUGAAUUAAGAUGUGGCUCCCCGCGUGCGUACGAAGGCUUGCGGCUGGUACACUGGUACAACUGGACAGAACAGGCCAUGUGCAGUGAUAUCAUGUAUAAGUCAGGCACCUAUAUGAUUGAACAGUCAACAAUAAAAUCAUCUGAAAUUAGCUCGCUGACACUGAUCCUGGCGGGUUGCAUCAUCGCAGCGCUGCUCAUCGCUGUAGCGCUAACCGUCUACCUGAUAAGGAGUAGGCGGAGGUACAAGGUGAGGCAGGCCGCCUUGAAUCGCAAGCGACAAAGCGCUUUAGACGUAAGAGACGCGAAUGGACAUGAGCAAUUCGCCGCUUUAAAUAAAGCGUGACAUAGUACAUGAGUAAAAUUGUUCUUGAAUCUAGAAUCUCACAGAGAUGUGAGUGGGAAGCUUUAUAUCUUCCUUGUUUGUAAUAUAUGAUAUAGUUGUUCGAAAUUUAAAAUUUGAGAAAUAUAAUUAUGCAGUUUGAAUGAAUUUGUUGUUACUAAAUUAUUGUAAAUACUUAUAUUUCUUUUAAUUUUUUUAAUACAUCCUUCAACUUUACAUUUUGUACAGUGACUUAUUGUAAAUAGACGAAAUAAUUUAUAUGUAUGAUAUUUUGUUGUUAAGUUAAUAUUUCCUUUUCGAAAGACGAACAUUCGUUCAAUCAAACCAUGCAUUUUAAUAUGUAUGUUUAAUAUGUGUGAAAAUAUUUUUUUAUACUUGUUUAUUUAUAAUACAAUAUUAUAUAAAAUAUGAGUAAAACCAUAGAAAUGUAAUCUCUACUACAUAAAACUGGCAAUUUAUAUUUGAGGACUGUGUUUUUAGAUAACCAAUUUUUAAUUAUGUAGUAAAUAUUUUUUAUGUUACCGUGUGUUCAUUUCGCAAAGGGGUUAAUAAUUUUUCGAAUCGUACAUGGUCCGCUCCAUUUUCCCUUUAACAAUCGAUUCCAGUACAAAUAUGGAAACACGUUGUUUUGUAAAUAAAAACAAAUGCGGCGUUCCUUAGCCUGAAAGCACGAAAACGUGAUUACGAGUCGUUACGCCAACCCGCACUUGGCACUCAUAGGAGGCCUGUGUCCCAGCAGUGGGAACAUAUAUAGGCUGAUGGUGAUGAAGUAAACCGCACACAGAUCAGGUUUUAAUGAGGAGAAAUGUUUAUUGUACAACCGGUAGACAGGCGCUAAAUAUUUAUUAAAGCCUACAUCUAACUAGAUAAACCAGUAACUAUUUCAUAAAACCUAGUCAGUCU
Messenger RNA from Zerene cesonia (dogface butterfly), 3353 nucleotides. Its product is annotated as toll-like receptor 3. Gene Ontology annotation, molecular function: protein binding. Gene Ontology annotation, cellular component: extracellular matrix. Lineage: Eukaryota; Metazoa; Arthropoda; Insecta; Lepidoptera; Pieridae. The transcript is spliced from 7 exons. The record is from RefSeq and is a predicted model, not a curated record. Bases 549 to 2453 code for a protein of 634 amino acids.